This is a messenger RNA of Pantherophis guttatus, 2001 nucleotides long. It is a transcript of the gene SDHAF4, whose product is annotated as succinate dehydrogenase complex assembly factor 4. The record is from RefSeq and is a predicted model, not a curated record. Gene Ontology annotation, biological process: mitochondrial respiratory chain complex II assembly. NCBI's taxonomy places the organism in Eukaryota, Metazoa, Chordata, Lepidosauria, Squamata, Colubridae. Gene Ontology annotation, cellular component: mitochondrion.
GCUCAGGAAGGAGGGGAGGGGCGCUGGGUCCUGGCAGGAAAUGGCUCUGCGGCUGUCGCUCCGGCAGGGCCGUUCUUUCGUCUCAGCUGGCGGACAAGCCAGCUCAGCUUUUCUGCACAGUUCUUUGGGAAGUAAUACCUUUAGUGCAAAACGAAGUACUGAACCCACCAAACAACCACUUAAGAAGCCAGUAACACCAGUAGGUCGUUUUGAUACACCAGAAGAAUCCAAUGUAGAAAAGGAGUCACUAGAAAAAUUUCCCGAUGAUAUCAAUCCAACGACAAAAGAGAAGGGUGGUCCCAGAGGCCCUGAACCAACUCGUUAUGGAGACUGGGAAAGAAAAGGACGCUGCAUUGAUUUUUAACUCCUUUUAUUUUUUUGGAUAAUGACAUUUGAGUGAAAAUAAAACCAAAAAGAGUGAGGGAGGGGAAACCACUUUACCUACAUAAACCAAAAUCUUCGCAUUUAUCUGUAACGUGUCAUAUUUGUAGUAUUUAACUAGAAUCUUUGUGGAUGUUUAUGGUUAAAUAUAGUGAAAUUGCAUUUUAAUAAACUAAUGUGGAUAGGUUCUCCGCUGUUGAUUUGGGUGAUGCUACAACAUUAUUUUAAAAAGAUGUAAAACUCUGCAUGAGAAAAUCUGGUAAAACUAGAGUUUACUUUAUAGGUUUUCAAAUUAACAUUUUGGCGAAGUUCCAUGGUGGCGAUAGGAAUGCAAUAGGAUUUUAUUACUGUUGCAAUAUUAAACAUACUUAUUGGAAAAAAAAUUGUUGAAUUUAUUUUUCUUACUGAAGUUAUUUCAUUUUCAAAGAACACUUCUAUAUUGGAUUUAGUAUGACAAAAACAGUUCAUUAUUCAGAGUUUGCAGAAUAUCUUCCGACUUUAUUACAUACAGGCCAAAGUAUGGCAGAGCAAGGGAUUUCUAAUAUUCCUUGAUUUCUAUAUAAAGUAAUGAAGCAAGUAAUUUUUCCACAUGUAUGAACAUAGUUUAAUCAUGAUGGAGUAGACUGCUGAACCUUUAACUGUAAAAUGUACCAAAAUUAGCACACUGUUUAAGCCAUUUAUCUAUAUUUAAACCAAAUACACAAUGUAAUUCCUAAUCAUUGCAAGAAAAUUGUUAAUUAUUACCUAUUAGGUUUAUGUAUUUUUCUUUUUAGACAUGUUAAAAACUGUGAAAGUGACUUUAUUCCAAUCUAUUUCAUUUAUUAUUCCUCUGCACUUAAUGAAUUGUUUAUCCCUAUCUUUAGAAGAAGUGGCAAUCUUGAUUAUGUUAUCAUUUAUCUGUCUGAUCAGCUGCUUUUAUUUAAAUAAAGGUUUCCUUAUAAAACUAUUAGCUUAUUUAUAAAUAGCUAGAAAUGUGAAUUCUCAAGUAGAAGCACAUUCAGGUUUUCUGAAUAUGAAUGUAUUUUCAUUUGUAUCUACAAUGCUUUAAAACAGCAUAUUAAUAUUGAUACAAAUGUCCAUAGAAACUUAUUAAAAUAAAUCUAGUGACAAUGAGUACUUUGUUUUGAAUAUUCAAAACAAUUUUUCAAAUUUAACUGCUUUUUUAUAUGGUUGGGUAAAUAUUUCAUGUUUGGAAAUCCUGAGAUUGUGUGGGAUCGUAUUCCUGUACCUAGUUUUUUUCCAGUAUUGACUAUAAAAUAACUAUAUUUUCCACAUUUUCUCUUCUUAAGAUUAUAAUUUAUAUAUAUGACCACAUUACACAUGAUAUAGGUUUAGUUAAAAUUCUGUCACUUUAUAAACAAAGUUAAAAUUGACGGUAGAAAAGAUAUAAACAGAAGUAUGUUUUCUUUUCGCUAUGGUAAUGAAGUGGAAAAUGUAAGUCAAUGCAAGCAACUUUUAUUUGUACUGAGUAGCUAUUUUGCAAUAUGGUAAAUAAAACUUCAUCUGUCACAAAUACUUAAGUAUACACCAUUUCUAUGAUAUAACUUGCUUGGUAUCUGAUUAUGUACUUCAUAACCACAACGGAAAAUAAAAAUAUACAUUUUUGUUCUUCACAAAAAA